UAGGUACCAAUCUGUCAAACAUGCGUUGGAAAGUGGAUCAAUCAUUGCGAUCCGUUCUCUUCCUUGCGGGGAAGUGGUUCUGCUAAUGAUAAGGACCCCGUGCCACUCUUGGACUUGAAAGAACACAUUCUACUAGUAGGCUUGCAUAGGUGAUAGUCAUGACGCUGUCUCCGGUCACCGCGAUUGCAGGCGCCUCGCUGGCCCUGCUGCUGCUAUACAAGUAUAUCCUGCAUCCGGCCUUUCUGUCUCCAUUGUCCAAGAUCCCGAAUGCCCAUUGGACUGCCCCGAUCUCCCCAUUAUGGAUGCUUUGGAAACGCUUCCAAAGCAAGAACAACCGGACCAUCCAUGCAGCCCAUGAAAGUCUGGGGCCCAUCGUGAGGUUGUCUCCCUCGGAGAUAUCCAUUAACUGUGUGGAGGACGGCAUCAAGACAGUCUACUCCGGCGGUUUCGAAAAACAUGAAUGGUAUCCACGAGUAUUUGGAUCCCUUGGAACAGUCAGUAUGUUCAGCAUGACUGGAAGCAAGGUCCACUCCACCCGCAAGCGCAUGCUGUCAAACAUCUAUAGCAAGUCAUUCUUGCAGUCUUCGCCUCACAUGCGUGUGAUAUCCGACGCCAUUAUCUUUGGUCGUUUUCUGCCAAUCAUCCAGGAAGCCGUCGCCGCCCAGACGCCCGUUGACGUGCAUGAUCUCAAUCAGGGCGUCACCAUGGAUUUUGUGUCGGCAUAUCUAUUUGGUCUGGCCACCGGAACCAACUUUCUUCAGGAUCCAGCUUAUCGACAAAACAUACUGUCACUCUACCACUCCAGAAAGCAAUUCGAGUUUUAUCACCAAGAAGUUCCGAACACCUUAUCCUGGCUCAAGGCGUUGGGGAUUCGUUUAAUUCCCACGUGGUGCGAUGACGCGAAUGAGGUGCUCGAUGCAUGGUGCCUGGAGAUGUGCGACAAGGCAGAGCAGAAUCUGGGGUCGACAGAUCUGAACAUCGAGCCUGCCGUGUACAAACAUCUCAAACAAGCGAUGUUGAAACAGUCCGCAGGCACCAAGAGAAGUCGGGAAAGCCUCGAUCAAGAGCGACUUGAUAUCGCCUGCGAACUAUAUGAUCAGCUCACGGCUGGCUUCGAGACGAGCGCCGUGGCGUUGACUUACCUCCUAUGGGAACUCUCCCAGCAUCCCGAGUUGCAACAAGAGCUUCGCGAAGAACUACUCACCCUAGAGCCGAAGAUCCUCUAUCCCCGACCCUCGACGUCCAGCGGACUGCCGUCGGCCAAGGCCGUUGAUUCUUUGCCUCUUCUCGAAGCCAUAGUCACAGAGACUCUGCGCCUUCAUGCUCCCAUUCCUGGAAUCCAGCCGCGAGUGACUCCGUCGCCCUCGUGCAGUCUAGUCGGGUACGGUGAUAUCCCUGCCAACACGAGGGUCAACGCGCAGGCUUAUUCACUCCAUCGCAAUUCGGACGUAUUCCCGGCCCCCGAAACCUGGCAGCCCAAACGGUGGCUCAAGAGCAGCAACUCGGCUUCCGACAUCGAGGAAAUGAAACGAUGGUUUUGGGCAUUUGGGAGUGGUGGAAGAAUGUGCGUGGGGAGCAACUUGGCCUUGCAAGAAAUGAAAUUCGUGGUUGCUGCGAUCUACACCAACUACAAGACCAGCAUCGUCAACGACGACAAUAUCGAAGCAAUCGAUGCUUACACUGUAAAACCUCGUGGAGAAAAGUUAGUUCUGAAAUUUGAAUCUGCGUAGUGAUCAGGUUCUAAUUAUGAUCAAUCAUCUUUGCUACGUUCCAAAUUGCAUCCAACUUAAGAG
Messenger RNA from Aspergillus steynii IBT 23096, 1793 nucleotides. RefSeq names its product cytochrome P450. NCBI's taxonomy places the organism in Eukaryota, Fungi, Ascomycota, Eurotiomycetes, Eurotiales, Aspergillaceae. The record is from RefSeq and is a predicted model, not a curated record. The transcript is spliced from 4 exons. The coding region runs from base 159 to 1730 and encodes 523 amino acids. Gene Ontology annotation, molecular function: oxidoreductase activity, acting on paired donors, with incorporation or reduction of molecular oxygen; iron ion binding; monooxygenase activity.